Messenger RNA from Saccostrea echinata, 7541 nucleotides. RefSeq lists its product as uncharacterized. Gene Ontology annotation, cellular component: membrane. Gene Ontology annotation, molecular function: G protein-coupled receptor activity; protein binding. Lineage: Eukaryota; Metazoa; Mollusca; Bivalvia; Ostreida; Ostreidae. Gene Ontology annotation, biological process: G protein-coupled receptor signaling pathway. The transcript has 30 exons. The record is from RefSeq and is a predicted model, not a curated record.
GCCCUCCCUACCUCAAUGUUCGGUUGCCCUGAGACUGAGGACAAGGGGUGGACAUUAUCUUAUAUCAACAUGACCCUCCCAGACUCCGCCCAACGUCAGUACUGGAACACUAAAGACCCAAACCUCCUCAGUGGUAUCAUAGAGCCUAACAUACUGGGACCAUACUAUUAUCGUGCUCUCCAGAUGAAUUUUUGUGCGAAAAAUCGAAGCAAUGAUAAAAGAGAGAGCAAUGGAACAACAGCUGAGUGGCCCAAAGGGCAGUACUGUAUAUACAGUUCUAAGAAUACCUGUCCUGAAGGGUUUUCUAAUGGCACCUUGACAAUAUCCGGAUAUCAGUUCACACAGCAGGAUAUAGGGGGCGUUAUUCCAGGAGAGACCGGAAAUAACAUGACUCUGAUACUGAAGUUCUGCUGUAGAGAAGAUGGCGAUUACCGGACACCAAUAAAACUCCCAUCAGAUUUCCCUUUUAUUCUAUUUCAGAGUCAGUCAGCGGAGAGCUGCCAGGAGGUAGAGUCUAUGAUUGUACAACAGGACUAUUUCUUCAUGAACAAUGAAAACGAUGAAUGGGAGCACAAAGGGAUGUUGCCUAUGUUUAAUAGAACGGCAAUAAAUGAAUCAGUUGGCAUAGCGUAUUGCUAUUAUAAACCAUACGAGCAACGUGAAUGUUAUUAUGAUACAGACUACGGAAACUCGUACAAUGGUAGAGCCAAUAUCUCUACUUCCGGAAAGGCGUGUUUGAUUUGGACAGAGUCGUCUGAGCCAUUUUAUCGUAACAAUAGGAGAGCUUAUCACGAGUUUGAUGAAAAUUACUGUCGCGCGUAUGAAUACUACUCCUACAAAUCAGAGGAGCCUUUAUGUCUUGUGGAGUUUCCUGACAUCAAAGAAAAAUGCAGGGUCCCUAAAUGCGAGGAGGAAAAGGAUUUGAAAGAAUUUGGAAAAUUCAAACCUUUUACUAGUGUUCAACAGGAUAGUGAUUACAACUCAGACUAUGCGGUAGAUGGUUUCAUAGGUACUAAGAAUUCGUUUAUUUCAAACCGUCCUCUGAUGAAGCCAUGGUAUCAAGUAAAUUUACAGGAACAUAUUGAAGUCCACGCUAUACUCAUUUACAGAUAUGCCACUUACAUGCCUCUAAAUCUGCGAUACUUUGGGACCUACGUCAGUAAGAAUCAAUGGGAUUUCAUGAACUAUGGCGCUGUUCGAUGUGACGACAUCCGAUUACCGGGAUACUCCAGGGUAUUUCGUUAUCAAUGUAGGCGUCCGGUGGUGGGUCAAUACGUCACCAUCCGGAACUUUGAUUUCACACAACCAGAUCACAACCCAGGCAAUUUCUAUAAAAUGGAAAUCAACGAGAUAGUAAUUCUAGGAAAGUCAACAACCUGCGGAAGACCUCUAGGAAUGGCCUCUGGUAACAUCUAUGACUAUCAACUUGGAGCCUCGUCAGAUGAAACAACAGGUGUUGAAGUAAUGCAACUUUCCAUCCGAGGACGAUUGUAUUAUCCGGACCCUGGCUGGUGUGCCAUAAAAAAGGAUGAAUCACCUUGGUUUUCUGUUGAUUUGAUUGUCCCAACAGUUGUACAAGGAAUUUCAGUGCAAGGGUGGAUAUCAGGAAAGGAGAUAAAAUAUAUCCAGUCAUUCCAAGUGUCUUAUGGCGUGACAAGGAAAGCAAUGAAUCGUUACAAAGAUUCUCCUGGAGUUGUAAAAACUUUUUUCAUCGAUAACACGGUAGCAGUUACUACACCACAGACGUUUAUGUUUCAUAAGGAUAUUCUGGCGCGAUAUAUCAAAAUACAUCCAUUCGUAGAAAACGGCCAACAAGCUUGUCUCAAAGCAGAGGUCAUAGGCUGCCAGAAACAAUUACAGAGGGAUAUCAAAUGUAGAAAGGGUACUGUGGACUUUGGAUUUGAGGAACUGAAACGAUUUUCCUUUUGGCUUGAAAAGGAAGCUAAUUCGCCUUACACCGUAAGGAAUAUUUCUACAAUCGAAGGUUGUAGACAGUUUUGUUUAAGUAAUAACUGUACAGCAUUAUCAUUCAAUAAUUACGCAGACCGUCAGGAAUGUUCACUAAGUUUUGGAGAUAGAUAUCAUCCAACAAGAAAGGCGGCCUGGGUACAAACAGGUGUCAUUCUUAAUCAGGCAGCUCAUCGUCUGUGCUUCAAAGAAGAGAUGGAUAUAGCUCAGUGUUCAUUCUCAAUAAAUGUAACAAGGAAGGGUCGAUCGGUCAUCCGGUCACCAGGAUUCCCUUUCAGUUAUGGACAAGGCCUCAAUUGUACCUGGAGUGUAUAUGCUGGAAAUUUUGGUUUUGUCAAGCUGGAAAUAGUUUAUGUACAACUGGCUAAAACGACGACAGACAUAGAAUUAAAAGAGAUGGGAAUAUUUGAUAUAAAUCCAGGAAAAUGCAAAGACCGAGUAGUUAUACAUGACGAAUCAAGCACUAUUGAGAUCACCGCCGAUACCCAGGAAAAAUUUAAAGAUACCAUCAUUAUCUCUUCUGGAAAAUCUUUAUUUGUAUCACUGGAGUCUUGUUUCCAAAUGUCUGCAUCACAGUUAGAAAAGAUUUUCGAAAUAGGGGUUACAAAAUCAGAGAGACAAGGGUGUGGAAUGGCUACAGAAGGGUGCGCAGUCAGUUGUACACUGCAGUCAGCCUUCAUAGCUACAGAGAGAUAUCCCGCUCCAUAUGAAGCAGGAGCCACUUGUACUUGGAACAUACACGGAAUAUUUGGACAAUAUGUAGAACUGAAUGUUCUUCAUUUAGAUGUUAUUAAUGGAGAUGAUACAUGUUCUAAGUCAUAUAUUGCAAUUUACGAUAUCGAUUUGAAUGGAAGGGAGGUGUUACUAGGAAGAUUCUGCAAGGAAAACAGGCCUUAUAAGAAUAUAACAUCGAGAUGGCACCAUAUGCGAGUUGAAUUUCGCUCUGGAAAUGAGAAUAAUCUAGGUCAAGGAUUUUUAGGGAUGUAUACGUUUGUGAAUUUUACCCAAAUAUGGUUAGAUGUCAGAAAUAAAGAAUGUUUAAAUGAUUGGCAUUACUACAAUGGAAGUUGCUAUAGAAUAUUCACCGAUGACAUAGGCAUUACGUGGCCAGAAGCGAAUCACAAGUGUAAACAACUCAAUGGAAGCCUUGUCAGUAUUUCCUCAAAAAAAGAACUAUCUUAUGUUCACUUUCUUGUCAAGAGCAAUAUAAACAUUACAGGCAACUGGGAAAUUUACAUAGGUCUUCAAAAGAGAUACUCAGAAGGAAAAAAUGAAGUGAAAUAUCUCUGGACGGAUGGAAACCCUUUGACGUUCACUGCAUGGUAUCGUGAUGAUGAUAUUAAGAAUCGACAACCAAAUGGAGUCCAAAAUGAGCGAUGUACCAGUAUUAACUUUCACAGUAUCCAUUCAAUGAGUGAUUGGCAUGACACUGCAUGUGCUUACAAUAAAAUUCAGAGUUACAUGUGUGAAGUACAUCUCCACCAAAGUAAUGAAACUAUAAGUCGAAGGAACUGGUGGGGAAAUGGAACUCUUGUUUUAAGGUCAGCAGAGUUGGGUAACAUUUUGUUCCAGUGUGAGAACACAGAAUUGAUCAACAAACUGUUUGUAUGUGACGGAAUGGUUGACUGCAGUGACGGAUCUGAUGAGGCAAACUGCUCUACAACGUGUACAGAAACUCAGUUCCAAUGCAACAGUGGUGACUGUAUUUCUAUCAGUCUGUAUUGUGACUUUGUCAGCCACUGUCCAGAUAACUCCGAUGAAACCGAUUGUAUUCGAAAACCAUGUACGGAAAAUGAAUGGGAAUGUUCCAACGGUCAGUGUAUUUCUGCAAAGACCCGCUGUGAUAUGAAACCAGACUGUGUCGAUGGAAGCGAUGAGAAACAUUGUGAAGGUUGUAAUCAUGGAUUUGAAUGUUACGACCAGACUUGCAUUCCUUCCUCGUUGGUGUGUGAUGGCUUUAUCGACUGUAGUGGAUUCUUCGCCGAGGACGAGUCCCAGGACUGUGAAAACAAUGUCCAGGAAACGUGUAAAGAUUGGUGGGGAUUGGGACGGAGAGAGAAUGGGGAAUAUCUUGUUAGUCUUGGAUUGGAAGGUGGUUAAAUCCUUAUAAACUUACUAUUCAACCCUACAAAAGCAGAAUGUCGAUUUCAAAAGUCUGCUGAUCGUGUUAUAGUGCAGACGAUAAUUCACCAUUCCGAGGAAGAAACACUGUUCUCAAGCUUAUUGGAAGUUGAUGCAAAAUUGAAAUACUUUGCAAAUGAAAGACAAAUAUCGGUGCUAAAGAAUACAAAUAAAUGCAGUCAGGCUAUAAGAAUACGCUGCCAUUACAUCAACCACAAAUUAGACGUGUUUUGGGAGGGAGAAAAUGGAGCUCAGGUUCACACAAGUUCUGGGAUUACGGAUGAAAGCUGCUCAUGCCCGUUUGUGAAUAAAUGUGAAGAGGGAAAAGUAAAGUGUAAUUGUAAUUCCACAAUGGGUGAAUGGUAUGGCGCUGAAACCACAGAAGUGAGAGAGGAUUCAGGUGUCAUCACUAAUCAUUCAGUCUUGCCUAUCCAGAAACUGUACAUCUAUCGUCCAGGGGAGAACAAGUUCGUUAAGGUAGACAUCGGACCACUUGUUUGCACCGAAGAGACGGAAGAUGUGAACAAAGAUUUUCUCUGUCGGACAGGCAAGAUCGUGGCAAUGUCGACACGGUGUAUUCUUGACUAUAGUGAAAACGGAGAUAUCGUUGGCUGUCGAGAUUUGUCCCAUUUAGACGAUUGUGAUUCCACAUCGUGUCCUGUAGGUUACAUGAAAUGUCCCGGAAGUUUUUGUAUUCCUCCGCGAUUUAUUUGUGAUGGUGAAAAGCACUGUAAAGACGGAGUUGACGAAAUGCAGUGCGGGUCUUGUCCAGGUCUAUACAGAUGUGAAAAGAGCACAAUCUGCUUGGAUCCGCAAAGGUUAUGUGAUAAUAUCCCCAACUGCCCUAAUAGAGAUGACGAACUACUUUGUUACAUCACGUGUCCGGAAGAGUGUGUUUGUGAUGGCCUUUCUGGCAUGUGUGAGGGUUUUCAGAAUAUAAGUACAGAAAGGCUUCCAAAAGAGCUAAGCUUUUUAAACAUUAGUGGAAAUGAUUUGAGUAAUGGUUUGCCAUCUCUACAACAUUUGAUUCAUUUAGUCCGAUUGUUUAUUACGGACUGUCAAUUGACAUCGAUAAGAUCCUAUUCCUUUAUCAACCAGCAAAAUCUUUUGGUUCUUGAUCUCAGAAAUAAUAAAAUAACCCAUAUUUAUUCCAAUGCCUUCACUGGGCUAGUGUCUUUGAAAGUGCUGAACUUAAAGGGGAACGAUCUCCUCAAUCAAAUAGCAGAUUCGGCUUUUCUCGGAUUGAAAACGCUACCUAGAAUAGUUUUAACGGAUACCAAUUUGUGGUCUAUUAAACAGAAUACUUUAGUGGGUCUACAAAACGUUAGCCUACUGAAUUUGUCAUCAAACAAUAUUCAUUAUGUUUCGGAUUAUGCUUUUCAAAAUUUGUCUGAAUUAUCAGUUUUGGAUCUACGAAACAAUAAAAUUGAAGAGUUCUCAUCGAAAAUCUUUAAUGGGCUUUCAAAACUCGACAAAUUGUACACAGAUGCAUAUGCAUUCUGUUGUCUGAAACCUUCGUCAGUUAAGGAGUGCUUACCAAAUGCAGAUGAAUUCUCUUCAUGUGAUGACCUCAUGAGAAACAAUGUCCUGUCUACGUUCUUGUGGAUUAUGGGAUUUAGUUCUUUAUUGGGAAAUCUGGGAGUCUUCAUAUUCAAAGUAUUUUUCGACUCAGAAACUUUGAAGAAAGGCCAUGGAAUUUUCAUAACGAAUUUGAGCGUUUCUGAUUUUCUGAUGGGUGUUUACUUGAUAAUCAUAGCCUCUGCCGAUGAACAUUAUCGCGGGAGAUAUGUCUGGAAUGAUUUACAUUGGAGAUAUAGUAUAACUUGUCAAAUAGCCGGUAUGCUUGCUACUAUUUCGAGUGAAACUUCGGUUUGUUUGCUGUGUUUAAUUACAGUUGAUCGUCUCAUCGCCGUCAAAUUUCCAUUUGGACAGUUUAGGUUUACCAGGAGAAGAGCUUUAUUUAGCAUUGGCGUCUUAUGGAGCAUUACAGUUCUCCUAGCAGCCAUUCCUCUGAUUCCAGGUGGAUACUUUCAAGAAGAGUUCUAUUCUCGAUCCGUCGUUUGUCUUGCUUUACCCCUAACUAGAGACAAGCCAGCUGGAUGGGAGUACUCCACAGCAAUCUUUAUUAUACUCAAUUUCUUACUCUUUGUGAUUAUUGCAUUGGGACAAUGUUUGAUAUACAUGGAGAUCUCACAAACAACUGGGAGUAUAAAAUCCACUAGGCGAAACCAGGAUAUGGCUAUCGCUCGAGGGCUAUUCCUAGUGGUUUUGUCCGACUUUGUCUGCUGGUUUCCGAUUGGAAUUAUGGGGUUACUUGCCUUAAAUGGGUAUGUGAUAUCAGGAGAGGUGUAUGCGUGGGUCGCCGUUUUUAUCCUCCCGAUCAACUCGGCCUUAAAUCCAUUCCUCUAUUCCUUUGCAAAUCUAAGGAGAAGGGUUGAGACAAGACUGUCAUCUAAAAGGAAAACAGUAUCUCGAUCUACGACAGAGACCCUGACCGAUCUCUGCGAUAGCGAGCUCUUUGUGAUCGGUAAGAAUGCCUCUCUCUUCGUCACGCUCUCUGACUACAUGCAGGAUCACAAACUCACUGUACCGGAAAUGAAAUUCAUCGUCCUCCGAUUGGCCGAAGCCAUGAAGUUCUUACAUGAGCGUGAUCUAGUUCAUGGGUGUUUGGAUACGAAUCUUGUCUCACUCAAAUUUGAGGAUGGGAAAAUAAAAGACCUGUCUGUGAAAAUUGUUCCACGUGAAGCAGCAAAGGACGAGGAUAUUCCGAACGACAUCAAACAGCUGGGGGAAUUAUCGUUAAAAUUGCUGAAAAACCACCAAAGUAACACCACCAAUAACACUCAUUAAAAGAAAAAAAACUUUUUUAAAUAUGUCCUGCACAGGAAAAGCAUCCUUGACAAUGACAUUUUAAACAGUUUAACUGUUUAAGUAAAUAUUUGUGUUACUUCAUUGAAAUGUUGAACGACCGGUGUUCAUCUGCACCUUGUCAGCGCUUGUAAAUGCACCAUUUAUCCUUAUGACAAAUAAGUGAUUACUGUAACUGAUUUACAGUGACGCUCAAAGCAAUCUUGUAAAAUUCGUAGAAAUUCCAGUCUUCUUGAUUUCUUUUUACAAUAUUUAUUUUCAUAUACAGAUUGUUCAAGUGGUCAGUGUUCAUCGGACACGAGGUUUCCAAAUCCUGCAUCUUUUGAUCAUGAAAAUUCAACAAAAAUUAAACAAUGCCAGGUGGCAAAACAUGAUUGUAACGGUGCUACACAUUCAUUCAUCAAAUAAUAUUACAUUUGAUACCAAACAUUUACUGUCCCACUAAUUCUAGCAUGUUCUUUAUCACACAUUUAUUACAUCAUUUAACCAAGUACUCUACAGGUCUGAGAAUAUGUUAACGAUCGUGAGUGAUUUCUUAAGGAUAAUUAACACAGAAAAAAUUGCAUAGAUUAAUAAACAUUAAU